CAAAACGUGCAGCCGGCCGAAGAAAUGCCGCCGAAAUCGAGCAGCAAGAAAAAUCAGGCCAGUUGGUACCACUGCGACUCCUGCGGUGCUCACAUUCCUUACAAGGCCAGAGAUAACCACGAUGGCUUGUGCUCUGCCAUAAGCCAGGAUGAUGCUAUUGCUGAUUCCGAGGCGGAGUACGUUCGGAGUGGGGCGAUCUUUACGAGAAGCCUUCAGCAGCGUAAUUUCGAGGUGGAAUCCCUGAAGGAUCUCCCUGGGAAGUAUGCCAACAUGCUGAUAUUUGUCUCCGAGGGAGCGAUGCAAUUAGCUCAGCUGCACAUAGGCCAACAUGUGGUGUUGGUAGCUCCUUCGAUGGAUGAGCACCCACUGGUAAGGAUUGUGUGGCCCAUAUCAGAACAAUUUCUAACCACAGUAUUUGUGAGCGAUAGCGACUUCAAACUUCAUUGCUCGCAGCUGCGGGGAAAACUCCUUAAGAUAUCUGCCUUGGAUACCAGUCGCCUUACAGCGGCUUCCAGCGUUUCUCUUAAGCAGAUAAACAGCGCAGAGUCCCCUCUCAAAUCAGGACAACUCCAAGAUGCGAUUGCACUUCUUAAAAAAGACUUGGUCAAUAGGGUAUUUUCAAAGGGCAGUCAGAUCAACAUGAACUUCUUCAACAAAUCUCUAAUAUUUCGCUUGGAGCGCUGGCAAGGAACUGUUGAAGAGGCUCUGGCUGGACUCACUCUGGACGCCAAGCCUUUGCAGUUUGUGCAGAUUACAAAUGUCACAAAGCUUCUACUGAUAACUGAAAACUCAAAUCAGCAGCAUGAGGAGCAGAAAAUAUGCCAUAGGGUAACUAAAUCCCACAUAGGAGGACUGGAUAAACAAUUACAACUGGUGGAGGAGAGCAUGGAGUACGCCUUAGGCUUUCGGACAACGCCUACAGGCCUUCGGGUAUCUAGAGGAUUGCUUCUUUUCGGUGCCACUGGGUGUGGAAAGUCUAUGAUCCUGGAAGCCAUGUCCGCAGUGGCAGAGGAACAUAGCCAAGGAAAUGUACAAGUGAUCCGUAUCAACAGUGGCGAGGUCUACAGCAAAUUCCUCGGCGAAACGGAACAAAAAUUGGCAGCUAUUUUUGAGCGUGCGUACAAUCACUAUCCACAUCCUACUUUGCUGCUGAUAGAAGAUGUCCAUAACUUGUGUCCCAAACAGGAAAGCAGCGAUCUGGUUAAGCGCGUCUCAUUAUCGUUUCUUUCCCUGUUGGAUCAGCUGAGUACUCCCAGCCAGCUAAAGGGAAGUAAGACCUUUGUACUGGCCACUAGUUCACAGAUCGAGGCCCUGCACCCAAGUAUUCGGAGAGCUGGAAGAUUGGACAGUGAAGUAGAAUUGGGAGCUCCCAGUUCUCUGGCAAGGAGGGACAUUUUAAGAUGUCUUAUUCAGUCUUUAAGGCAUCAAUUGAGUGAAGAUGAAGUGGAGCAUAUAGCGUCUAUUACCCAUGGGUAUGUGGGAGCAGAUCUAGCGAAUCUAAUAUAUGCUGCAAUGCUGCAGGCGGAACAGAAUUUCCUACAGCUUCACCAUCUGCAGACUGCCUUGACUCGCAUCAAACCUUCUGCGAUGCGUGAAGUCCUCAUCGAGUGUCCCAAUGUUCAAUGGGCAGACAUUGGCGGUCAAUCCGAGCUUCGAUUGGCCAUGCAGCAGGCCAUCGAGUGGCCGCUGCUUCAUGCUGAAAAGUUCCAACGCCUGGGCAUCAAGCCACCAAGAGGAAUUCUCAUGUUCGGACCACCAGGAUGCUCCAAAACAAUGAUUGCCAAGGCUCUGGCCACGGAAAGCAAACUAAACUUCCUUUCCAUUAAGGGACCAGAGCUGUUUUCCAUGUGGGUGGGCGAAUCGGAGCGAGCGGUGCGUGAGGUGUUCCGAAAGGCUCGACAGGUCGCACCAGCCAUAGUUUUCUUCGAUGAAAUCGAUGCCAUUGGCGGGGAACGGGCAGAUGGUGAGGGUUCCAGCUCUGGUGCAUCCGUAAAGGAACGUGUUCUCACUCAGCUGCUAACCGAAUUGGAUGGCGUGGAGGCUCUCCAAAAUGUUACCAUAGUGGCGGCCACCAAUCGUCCAGAUAUGAUUGAUAAAGCGCUGCUCCGUCCGGGCAGAAUAGAUCGAAUUCUCUAUGUAGGAUUACCUAAAAGUGAAGCCCGUCGGGAGAUCUUAAAGAUCAAACUUAAAGCCAUGCCAGUGUCUGAGGCAGUGGACAUGGAAAAGUUAGUGCAGCUGACGGAGGGAUACUCCGGUGCAGAAAUCCAAGCUGUGUGCCAUGAGGCUGCCUUGCGGGCCCUGGAGCAAAGCUUUGAAGCGGAAGAAGUUAAAUGGGUGGAUUUCGAACACGCCUUGAAGGCGGUGCCUCCACGGACCAGCCCGGAGCUGCUAAAGCUCUAUGAAGAUUACCUCAAACGAAAGUAGUUUCAAUAGGCUAUGAUG
Drosophila eugracilis is the source of this 2442-nucleotide messenger RNA. Its product is annotated as ATPase family protein 2 homolog. Gene Ontology annotation, cellular component: cytoplasm. NCBI's taxonomy places the organism in Eukaryota, Metazoa, Arthropoda, Insecta, Diptera, Drosophilidae. Gene Ontology annotation, molecular function: ATP hydrolysis activity; ATP binding. The record is from RefSeq and is a predicted model, not a curated record.